Messenger RNA from Hypoxylon trugodes, 2298 nucleotides. RefSeq names its product trichodiene oxygenase. Bases 124 to 1629 code for a protein of 501 amino acids. Gene Ontology annotation, molecular function: heme binding; monooxygenase activity; oxidoreductase activity, acting on paired donors, with incorporation or reduction of molecular oxygen. The record is from RefSeq and is a predicted model, not a curated record. Lineage: Eukaryota; Fungi; Ascomycota; Sordariomycetes; Xylariales; Hypoxylaceae. The transcript is spliced from 6 exons.
AAAAAUUUUUUUUUUUUUUUUUUAUUUCAUUUAGUCAAUUCCCGAGGUUUUCUACAUAACAUUUCUUAGUGUUAGUUUCAAGGUGUUUUUGCUAUUCAUUUGAGUUCCUUGGAGGGAGUUGUCAUGGAGUUCGGCAUCACUUGGGACGUGCUUAUUACAGCGGUUGUCGUCUACUAUGGGUCGUUGGCGCUGUACCGCUUGCUUUUUCAUCCUCUAGCUGGCUUUCCAGGCCCUAAAUUAGCAGCCGUUUCUCGCUGGUACGAGGCCUAUUAUGACGUGGUUCUAGGGGGGAAGUACACUGCAAAGAUUGCAGAACUACAUAAAAUAUACGGCCCCAUCAUCCGGAUCAGCCCAUAUGAACUGCAUGUCAUCGACCCGGAAUUCUUUGAGACGCUCUAUCGUAUGGAUGGGCGUUGGGAUAAGUAUGCCUGGACUUACGAUGCCUUCGGGGCUAAGAGAUCUACCAUCUUUGGUUCAGAUCAUGACGCCCAUAAGGCCCGCCGCCGUGCGAUUGCCUCCUUCUUUUCGAGGCCAAACGUUGUUGCUCGCCAGAAUUCACUCGAUCAAAAUGUUCAGAAGCUCUGUCAGCGCAUUUCUGAACUUGAUGGAACUGCCUUUAACCUAGGCGCGGCUAUCAGCGCCUUCACACGAGAUAACGCCAACGAAUUUAUUAUCGGAAAAACCUAUAAUGAACUUGGCUUGGAAGACUUUGGUAUUGGGUUGUCUCUGGCGUCUUCGGGCGCAGGGCCAUUCUGGCGCUUGACCAAGCAUGUACGCUGGUUUGGUCCCUCAUUAAAGGCGGUACCUAUUGAUUGGGCUAUGAAAGUGGCGGACGAAGGUACGAAAGCCUUCCUCCGCUACCUACAGCAAUCUGAACAAGAUACACGUGACACCCUAGCCGCUACAAAGUCCUCGUCUUCCGAUGAUAAGGUCCAAAAUACUAUGAUCCACGCUGUCGUUCACUCUACUCUCCCAUCCUCUGACAAAACUCUGGAUCGCAUCCUUGAAGAGGUAGCUACUGUGACCGGUGCAGCAUACGAGACCACCGCCAAUGUCUUGAGACUAAUCAUUUAUCACGUCUAUACUAACGAAGAUAUUCUUCGGCGCGUUAGGGAAGAACUCGCAACUAACCACGCUUUGUUAUCUGAUCCAAUUACUUUCAGAGAACUCGAGCAACUGCCGUAUCUCACAGCUAUAUUAAUGGAGGGCUUACGCCUAAGCCCUGGGAUUGGCACACGGGCGGCACGUAUUACUGAUAAGGACCUUUUCUACGGCCAUUGGCGUAUCCCCGCUAGAACACCGGUGGGGAUGACUACCCUAUUGAUGCACACUGACGAGAAGCUAUAUCCCAACCCAAUGCAUUUCAAUCCUGAUCGCUGGAUGGACCCAGCUACCCGAGAAGUAGCUGAUAAUAAGUUUGCCCCUUUCUCUCGAGGGACAAGGAUAUGCCUCGGCAUGCAUCUAGCGUGGGCUGAGAUGUAUUUGCUCCUUGCUGCUCUCGUCCAAGGCUUCGACAUAACGGUCAAAGGUGCUACGGCCGGCGGCUUCGAGUUCGAGAGGGACAAUUUUGGCAUCGGUACCAAAGCUGGGUGUAAUUUGUUCGUUCACGUUCAUAUGCAUAAAAUUUGACGCCGCCCGAUACCCCUCAAACAUUAUUAAACAUAUCUAUAUACCACAAGAUUCCAGAACACAGGAACAUUACCCCAUCCCCUCCCGACUCCCCUCAAAAAGCCAGCCCUAUUUCGCGUAACACUGCCACCGCGAUACUUUACUACUUAUAGUAUCAUUCCUCUGUCGAACAGGGGUUGAAGGUAGUUCUGCCACGGUUGGUGGUUGAGUUUGGUAUACGACACUCGCCGUCAGUAUAUCGUUAUGAGGUCCGUUUUGAAAUACGCUACUUCGAUUUGCUGCCUCUCGUCUCAUUUGUUCCCUACGUGCGCGUACUGCCUCAAAUGACAUUCGUUGUGCUGGCGAGUUUUAGUACUUCCCUUAGCGAGUGGCGACCACAUACCUCCUGUCUGUUCCCUAGCAACGAAAGAGUAGGUUGCUGCGUUAAAAAAUAUUCCUUGUUGGUUCAUGUAGUCGAUAAAAUUCUGCCCGAAGAGGAUGUCGCCGAAGUUUGCUUCUGUCUCGCUGUCAUCGAUUACAUGGAAAUCUAAUCUAACGGGUCGUUCUUGUUGAGAAAGACGCGUGUAACGGUCAACAGUGAUCGGCCAAAUUUUGAGUGUGAUUCUACCACAGGUGGAAGUAUUUCCGCGUAGUACUCCAACAGUUGCAGUAUCUUUCAGAAUAUCAGAA